Messenger RNA from Paramecium pentaurelia, 1367 nucleotides. The record is from the annotation of a GenBank genome assembly. Lineage: Eukaryota; Ciliophora; Oligohymenophorea; Peniculida; Parameciidae.
UCAUGUCUAUAAAAUUACAUUCACCAUCUGGUUAAGGAAGAACACAUAAAAUAUUAGUAGCAGCUAAAUUGGCUAAUUUGUAAUUGGAAUUUGUUGAUACAUAAUUGAGUGAGAAGAAUUUCUAAGUAUUCUAAAACAAAUUUCCAUUUGGAAAGGUGCCAGUCUUAGAAACAUAAGAGGGUAAUCUUUUUGAAAGCAAUGCUAUUCUUAGACACAUUGCUAGACAUUCAUAAGGUUUAUAUGGGUAUCUAAAUAUAAUUAUAUCUAGAAAAACACUCUAUUAAUAGGGUUUAGUUGAUUAAUGGUUAGAUGUGACAACAAAUGAAUUAGAAACAGAUGUUGUAGCAGCUGCUAUAUAAGUAUUGGGUCAUAUUCCAGUGUUACCUGAAUAAUAUAAGACAUCUUUAGUUUAAAUUAAUCAUACAUUAACUAUUGUAAAUACUUAAUUAGGAAAAUCUAAAUAUAUAACUGGAGAUUCAUUAACAGUUGCUGAUAUAGCAUUGGCAUAAGUUGUUACAUUUGCAUUCACUCUUUUGUUUGGAGAACCAUAAAGAAAUAAAUACUAGAAUGUAUUAAAAUGGUUGAAUGAAAUUAAUUCACUUCCUGAAUGGAAAGCAGUAAUUAUAUUAUUAUAUAUCAAAAAGGAAUUCGGUAGACCAAGAUUCCCAAAGACUUCAUUUAUAGUGAGUGAAGUAACAGAGGAGAAAAAGGAAAAGAAGGAGAAGAAAUAGGAAUAACCAAAAUAAAAAGAACAAAAAGAAUAACCUAAAUAAAAAGAAUAACCAAAAUAGAAAGAAUAACCUAAAUAAGAAGAGGAUGAUGAGGCACCUAAAAAGAAAGAAGCAAAUCCACUUGAUUUAUUACCACCUUCAACUUUUAAUAUUGAUGAUUAUAAGAGAAUUUUCUUUGCAGAAAAAGAUAUUUAAAAAAAUAUUGAAACUCUUUUUGCAACAAUUGAUUUGAAUGGAUGGUCUUUAUGGUUGGUUAGAUAUAAUAAAUCAGAAAAUGAAGGAAAGUAAUUGAUUCUAACUAACAAUUUAAUGAAGGGAUUUAUUAAUUAAAGAUUAGAUUAAAAUUUCAGAAAGUAUGCAUUUGCCAUUCAUGGAGUAUAUGGUGAUGAACCAAAUCUUUAAUUAAGAGGAGCAUGGCUUUGGAGAGGAACUGAAGUUCCAAAAGAAUGGGUAAAUAAUAAAUAAUAUAUAAAAAUUAGAAAGAUCAUAUUGCUUAUGAUUAUCAUGAAUUCAUUAAAGUUGAUGUUAAUAAUGCUGCCUAAAAAUAAUUGUUUGUUGAUUAUUGGGUUAAAUAAGAAGAGGAUGUUUCAGAAGUUGAAGGUUUAAAGGCCAGAAGUUUAAUGUAUUUCAGAUGAG